UUGUCAGCUCCUGCACACUGCUUUGUAUGGCUCUGCAUAGCAGAGCCAUGCAAAGCAGUGUGCUGACAGUGAAACACACACACAAAGCACACAGUUAAUCCUUUGAUCACCCCAGAGGUUAACCCCUUCCUGCCCAAUGCCAUUAGUACAGUGUCGGUGCUUUUUAUUAGCACUGAUCACUGUAUUGGUGUCACUGGGCAUGUCAAUAACACCAAGUCAGUUCCCCCCAGUGUCAGAAUGCCCGCCGCAGUCCUGCUAUAAGUCACUGAUCACAGCGAUUACUAGUAAAAAUAAAAAAAAUUAAAGUAAACUCCCAGUAUAUAUACCGCCAUUUGUAAAUGCUAAAACUUUCACGUAAACCAAUUAAUUUA
Messenger RNA from Staurois parvus, 371 nucleotides. The record is from the annotation of a GenBank genome assembly. NCBI's taxonomy places the organism in Eukaryota, Metazoa, Chordata, Amphibia, Anura, Ranidae.